Orbicella faveolata is the source of this 2197-nucleotide messenger RNA. RefSeq names its product roundabout homolog 2-like. NCBI's taxonomy places the organism in Eukaryota, Metazoa, Cnidaria, Anthozoa, Scleractinia, Merulinidae. The record is from RefSeq and is a predicted model, not a curated record.
UAAAUGUCAGUUUUGCAGGUAUCUAGGCUUGAAGUCAGCCUUCAGAAACCUCUGCAGGUGUCUCGAACAGACAUAUUACUUCAUAUCAGGUUGCAUGCAGAUAUUGGUACCUUCAAUUCCCAGUUGGCAGUUUAAUGUCUUUCCGGGAAACGUUUGGAAUAUUAAGUUUUUCUUUCAUUCUACCUUUAGGCAGGCAGUGUCUGGGCUUUAACACUUUAAUCCUGCAUUGCUCACAACGUGAAUAGAUAAACAAAUAAAUGACAACAAUAGAAAUAAAGAUAUGUAAGGUAAGUGAACUUGGUAUCAGGGCUGACAACGAAAUGGCUUAAGAUGUAUAAAUGAAGGCAAGCCCCGAGGAUCAAGCACGUCAUACAGCAAUUAAAGAACAAAGGCAAAGGCAAAGACAAGAACGCAGUUAAAUAUCAGGCUAAGACAGAUGCCAGUGGUUUCAUUUUCUGGCAGGUGGAAAGGAAUACUGUUAAUGUCUUUGACUGAGAGCUUUAAGAUUUGACGCGAUUAAAAAAGAAACGUUCCUAAUGUGUAUGUUCAGCAGCUGUUUGAAUUAUUAAAAUAACUAAGUACAGGAAGUUGAAACUUGGGAAUAAUCGUCUUAAAUCAUUGACUGUGGAUCGUGCAUUUUGACAAAGACAAGUGCAUCUUCUUCCCGACAUGACAUUUCACAGAUCACUAAAUUUUACAGGGGAAAGGAGGAAGAAACGAAGAAUCGUCAUGCUCUUGGUCAUGGCUUUAUAUGUAAUCGUCGUUGAUGCACAAAUUGACUGUGUCCAUGUUGAAUCUCUACAUGAAUAUCCUCGAGCUCCUUCCAUGUCGCUAAACAUUUUGGAAUUUCCGGGUGAGGACGUCCUUCCAAUUGGCUACGACAUAACAAUCAUUUGCACCAGUAACUCUUCAAAGGAGGGAAGUCAUCAGGCUGCUCAACCUUAUUCGAUCCAAUACUAUUACAACGAGAACUACGAUGACUAUAUAAAGGAUUGCGAUGGCAGCGGAGAAUCACUGGUAUGAAAGCUUUUCAUUCAAAAUGCCAGGAAGAGCAAUUCCGGUAAAUAUGAAUGCGUGUCAGAGAAUAGCAUGAGAUGCACAAAGGAUAAACUCACAUUGAAAUUUAAAGACCCAUUACCACCACUUUUCAAUGUCGAUCUUCCAAGUCAGAGAUACUUUUCCGCGGGAAGUAAAGCGAACCUAAGUUGUCAUGCGUCAGGAAUCCCCCGCCCAGUCAUCACCUGGUUUAAGGAUGGUCAUCGCAUGCCAAGCUUUUCUGUGAAGCAAGUUAGAGGUCACUCCAUACUAGCUUUAGACUCCGUUCGCCUGAACGACCAAGGCAAGUACUGGUGCGAGGCUAACAGCACCGAAGGCUGGAACAGAUCAUCUAGUGUGAGUUUAACAGUCCUGUGGAAACCAGUUUUUAGAAACCACCCCCAAUCGACUUAUGCCUACGUUGAUGCAAGGGUUGCAACAGUAACCUUAUCCUGUGAAGCAGAUGGCUUCCCACAUCCUGUAAUUGGUUGGUUAAAUAACAACUCGUCAGUUAUAAAUGGCACCGUGGUUCAAAAUGGAAGUGUUUCGACGCUGGUACUUAACUUUACUAAAACAACAGAACAGUUGCAGAAGUACCGCUGUGUUGCCAGCAAUUCAAUAGGGAGCACACUUUCCAAGGAAGUGACGGUAACGAUCUCAGUUCCAGAUAUGAUGGAGCCCUCUUUUUAUCUCCAUCCUAAGAGUAUCUUGGCAUCACGUGAUGACACCGUGAAGCUCACGUGUGGUGCCCGGGGCUUGCCACGUCCAAACAUCACGUGGCUUAAAGAUGGGAUUGCAUUUACUGACGCUAGCGUUACAGUAAUUCAAAGCAAUCUAAACGAAAGUUCCGAGCUAAUUAUGAAGAUUAUAUCUGUAAAUGAGAGGCACAUUGGAUAUUACUCUUGUCUGGCAACAGCUUUGAAAGCCCAGGUUUCAUCGAGAUAUGCAAUUCUUUCAUUAAAAGGCAAGUACGUCGACGAGUUUAUGAUUUGAUGCAGUUGUUCCAGGUGUACCUCAAGCCGCUGUUAUUGGUUGAUUUGUCGUCACCUAAGGAUUGGAAAAAAAAAAAAGUAAUCAAAAUUAACUUAACAAAAGAAAUGGGGUAUUGUUUCCCAUCAGUGAUUACAAUGUGACAGAAAAAGGCGUAAUAUGUUCAACAACA